Molecule: messenger RNA, 2460 nt
Organism: Alternaria viburni
Lineage: Eukaryota; Fungi; Ascomycota; Dothideomycetes; Pleosporales; Pleosporaceae
Exons: 1
Coding region: 1-2460 (819 amino acids)
Source: RefSeq, a predicted model, not a curated record
AUGGCUUCGUCGGGCGAGCGCCUUCGCGACUGGUCCUUCGAAGGUUCCUACACCAAUCAAGAUGAUCUUUGGAGCGCCCAUUACCUUUUCCCUAAGAUCGGCAAGGAAGCCAGCGAAGAAUUCGUCCAAUUCUUUCGGGAUCGGGGCAUAACAACGCCUACGCUAGACGAUGGCGUCGAGCAAUAUCUCAAGCUGCAAACGACGCUCUGGAAGAAGCCCUCUCGCGUUGCAAAACCAGGCCAUCAGUCUUUGAGGUUUAUGAGCGCUGCCCAAACCUAUCGCUGGAGCUAUGAUCAGGUUCUCGCUGAGCAUGCAGAGCUUGUCAUACAGCUCCUCGAAGGAAGAGGAUCCGGAACACGAUAUCAAACAAUGUGCGACGUCGUCUUCAUCUUGGACGACAAGUCAAAGAAACCCUGCGGCAACCCCUCCUGUCCUACUACAGAGAGGAAGUUCACUGGACAAGUCCAAUCCUCUCUUGUCGUCACACUCGAGCCGCUACUUGACUGGGGAACUGUUGAGCCGGCCUCAGACAUCACCGUAGCUGCCGGUAGAAUCUUCCCAUUUCGCCGUAGCGGACCACGGAUGAAGGAUCCGUUGUGGACGCAGGUGGUCAGGAAGCUGGUGCCUCAGCAGCUACCCACCUACUGUCUGGGCUGUAUUGGAGAGCUUGUUGACAGACAUGCGGAGGUGCGUCUCGUAGGGCGUCCUAAAUAUGUAUGUUACAACCGAUCUCCCAACAUCAUGACGACUUUGUCGCAUGAACAUGGCAACAUGAUGGAAAUCUCUACUGACUUUGUCCAACAGGCGCCCGCCGGUCAACCUCAAGGAGCUAGGCACCUCCAUUCCCUAAUCCGGCCUAUUCGGCGUCCUACAUCGAAGGAAGAUUUGUACGAUCUGAGGGAGGGUGACGACUUGGAGGACGAUCAGAGCGUUGGAGGGCUGGCUUAUUCAACCACUGGCUCGCUAUAUCUCGAUGGCGUCACAGACGAAACUCCACAUACACAACCCAUUGACUUCACGUCCUACCACAGUCUUGGAAUCUUCUCUACACCCAAAGAUCGCGAGGCGUCAUGGACAAGUGCGUACAAUGCCCUCUUCGUUGGGGACAAAAGGAGCGCUGGUGAACCGCUUUCUCCACAGUGCUCUCCACGCUCUUUCACAACUCCGCUGGAUUCAACUAGUCUCAACCGUGUCUACUCCCCACUCCCAUCCUUGGGCUUCUCUUACAACACUCCGCCGCCGACUCCUGUAAACCCAAAGAAGCGCAUCUCAAAGACGCGCAUCUACGUCCAUCGAGAUCCGGAGUCUGUACAACACGAAGAUUACGAAAAGCUCGGCAGCAAGUCACUGCUACCAGGCAGUAUCCCAGAUUUCGGCAGUGGUAGUCGCAGGUUCGGUCGCGAUAUUGAUACUAACGCUGUCCGCGGCUUCUUCACCGAUCACCGUGUACGGCGAGAAAACAUGGCCGGAGCGAAGGGCACCGACAUCCGCAACUUCUUCACGGUAAUAAAUCCUGAGGGUCCCUCGACACCUCAACGCGCGGUCAAGACCAAGAACGUUGAUGGUGACGAUACGGACUUGAGCGAUGUACCAUCCGACAUAUCAGAACAGGAAUAUGACCCAGAUGGACCGGGCGGCGAGUAUACGCCUGCGAAGAACAAAGGCAAAGCAUCGUCAAACAAGAAAACGCCAAGCCCUCCGUCAAAACCCGCAGGCAAGAAACACUCACCGAAGGCGCCCAUGUACCGCAAACGCGACCCAGCCGCUGAUUAUACCGCGCCAUUUGGCGUCACCAAAGAAGCCUUCGAAACCCACCUCCAGCAUCUUCCCGCCAAAACCGACCUAAUCUGCUCCUGCCGCAAACCCGCUCGCACCAACGAGGUCCAGAUCACACAGUGUAUGAACAAGGACUGCAGAGUGCGCUGGUACCACAAGGAAUGUCUCGAUAGGAUCGGAAAGUUGAAAGCUAGACACGGAACGUACUUCUGCGAGCAGUGUCAAAACGAGAAGUACUAUGCAGAUCUCUCUCAGGCCAACGGAUGGACUACGAAGAAGUUGGUACAGAAUGAGAUUGGAAUGCCGUUUACGGGACAAGAGGUGGCGGGCACGUUUGGCAACACCGGCGACUUUCAAGCUGCGGAGAAUCCGUAUGGUUUUGGGAUGUCGGCUUCAAGUCCGCUAUCUCCCUCGGCUGAACCUUUCGUCCCGAACAGUGCGGCGGCGUUAAGUCGUCUUGCUGUGGGCUCUGAGCCUUCUCUUGGCCUGGCGACUUCGCGGCCGUAUUUCGUGAACGAGGCUUAUACCCGGGGACAGGAGCAUGCGCGUAAUGCGGACGAAGACUAUGAGCAUGCACGACUGUAUGGAUGUUACCCUGAGAGGUGCGAUGAGGAUGGUAAUGACGGCGAUGACGAGGACAGUUACGGUGAAGAUGAAGAUGAGGAGAUGGAUCAGACAUCAUAG